Messenger RNA from Aureobasidium musti, 306 nucleotides. The record is from the annotation of a GenBank genome assembly. Lineage: Eukaryota; Fungi; Ascomycota; Dothideomycetes; Dothideales; Saccotheciaceae.
AUGUUUGAAUCAACAAAUACCUCGAUGACAUCGUCUCUGCAAGUGCCAUCAUCAAACGCAAUGACAUCAAGUCCUCGACCAAGUAUUGGUGCAUUUAGAUGUUCCACGAAUUCAGAGACGACUACACACACAGAUUCCGCUUCAUCGACAGCGCAAAUAUCGUACGCGUACAGAAGACGUUAUGCUUCGUACCUGGCGGCAUCUUUCGGCAUAAGCUUCGAGGCAGCACUUGCAGACACCGACGCACAAUUGGCACCUCGACGACCUUCAUAUGUAUCAGAAUCUGAGGUCGAUCGCAGAGAAUGA